Molecule: messenger RNA, 1023 nt
Organism: Sceloporus undulatus (fence lizard)
Lineage: Eukaryota; Metazoa; Chordata; Lepidosauria; Squamata; Phrynosomatidae
Gene: TNNC1
Product: troponin C1, slow skeletal and cardiac type
Exons: 6
Coding region: 124-609 (161 amino acids)
Cellular component (GO): myosin II complex
Molecular function (GO): calcium ion binding
Source: RefSeq, a predicted model, not a curated record
CUGACAGCCUGCUAUAUAAGCAGAGAUUCCAGGGAGAAAAAGCUGGCAGAGGUUGGGGAUUUGUCUGUACAGUUUGUCAUCUAAGCUCAGCUUCAGAGUCUCCCUGACCAACAAUAAUUAAACAUGGAUGAUAUUUAUAAAGCAGCAGUUGAGCAGUUGACUGAAGAACAGAAAAAUGAAUUCAAGGCUGCUUUUGACAUCUUUGUCCUGGGUGCAGAGGAUGGAUGUAUCAGCACAAAAGAGCUGGGGAAGGUGAUGAGAAUGCUGGGGCAGAAUCCUACUCCUGAGGAGCUACAGGAAAUGAUUGAUGAAGUAGAUGAAGAUGGCAGUGGCACUGUAGAUUUUGAUGAGUUCUUAGUUAUGAUGGUCCGGUGUAUGAAAGAUGACAGUAAAGGAAAAUCCGAAGAAGAACUUUCAGAUCUCUUCAGAAUGUUUGAUAAAAAUGCAGAUGGAUACAUUGACUUGGAUGAAUUAAAACUCAUGCUAAAGGCUACAGGAGAAACCAUAACUGAAGAUGACAUUGAGGAACUAAUGAAGGAUGGAGACAAAAAUAAUGAUGGCAAAAUCGACUAUGAUGAAUUCCUGGAGUUUAUGAAAGGCGUUGAGUAAGCCUGUGACUUUUGGAAGAGCAGUCUCAAAAGUGAACAACUCCAGUUGUUGCACCAUUUUCAUCAGUUCUGUUUCCCUUACUACAUAUGAAGUCUUGUACUGAACAUGGUGUACAUCAGGAAAACAAUGCAUCUCUUAAGUGCCUCAUAAUGGUCAUCGUAUGGCUAUUUAUUGAGCUGGGUUGUUGUAAUCAUUUUAUUGAUAUUAGUAGCAUUGUUCAUAAAGUGUUUCUUAAUGUGUAAGAAUUAUGACUGUUUGAGACAUUUAAGAAUUCACCCAGAAUUCUGAUCUGUGGAGUAUGAUAUCCCUUCCUCUGUCUCAUCCUCAGCCAUUGUCAAUGGUAUGUAAAAAUAGAGAGUGUAACAAUAAGAAAUAUUUGUUUUUGAGAUGCUAAUAAAAUUAUUUGGAAAACCA